GGUUUCAUUGAUUGCUUUUGUCAAAAGGUUUUACGCAGAAAGACUGAUAAAAUUAGUCAGUGUAUGAAUUCAGUGGUCUAUUAUUUUUCGUCACUGUUGGGCACCCGCUGAGGAUGCCCCCCCCCCUUCACAGCUAGAUACAGAAUGAUAGGAUGCUUCUCCCUUCUGCAUAUAAGUUAUGAGCAAGCCUUUUAUUGGAUACAAACCAACGAAGUGUCUUGUUUCAGAUUAAGAAAUGGACACCCAUACCCAGUGCCCGGGGUGCACCAUUACCCUCCAGGAGCCGUAUAUCCGCUGUGCUGAAUGCCCAGUUCAAACCUGUCUCCACUGCUUUGCCAGAGGACUGGAAGUGGACAGGCACAAAAGUGACCAUAACUACAUUGUGAUAAAGCAUGAUUUCUCUCUGUUUGACAAGGCCUGGACAGCUGCUGAGGAAAUGAGACUGCUGGAAGCUGUAGCUGACUGUGGAGUGGGAAACUGGACUGACAUAUCCCACCAAAUGCAGACCAAAAGUAAACAAGACUGUGAGCACCAUUACUAUAGAUACUAUAUCAGUGAUGCCAAAUAUCCACUGCCAGAAUUGGAGGACCCUAUGAUAAGCAUGCACCCUGCACCAGUUACAUAUAAAAUGUGUGAAGACCCUCCUCGGCCUGCUGUUGCCUCUCUGUCGUACACCGAGAUGGCUGGGUACCUGGCUGCCAGGGGCGAUUUUACCACCGAGUACAACAACUAUGCUGAGACAGACCUGAGAGAACUGGAGUUCACAGAGACAGAUGGGGAAUUAGACAAGGAAUUGAAGAUUUCAGUCCUUGAUAUUUAUUGGCAUUGCUUGAAAGAAAGACAGAGAAGAAAAAGAAUAGUGAGAAACUAUGGCCUUAUCAAUCUUCAAAAGCUUCAAGCUCAGAGCAGAAGAUUUGAUGCAACCAUUCGCAGCUGGGUAGAAGGGCUCAGGAGUAUGUUAAAAGUGUGUUCACCAUAUGAAUGGGACAAAUACCUGGAAGGACUCCAUUAUGAACUUGAGUUACGUCAGGAGAUCAAGAGACUUCAGGAGUACAGGCAUGCAGGCAUCACGCGGCUCAGAUCAGCAAGGCUGUACAGAAACCUCAAAACAUCUCAGGAUCAGACUAAAGAGAGGAGAAAUGCACUCACUAAUGUUUUGAGCAAUUUAAAAGAUGAGUCGGCUACUCAGCAGUGGUUGCAGAGGCAGGCUGCUUUGGGAGGGGCUCCUGUCACUUUACCUAAUGCAUCACGGAAAAGUGCCCCACCUCUGGAUAUCAUUGGUAUGCCAGGAUAUGACAAGCUUUUGCCAAGAGAAAAAGAGAUGUGUGCAUCAGUACGUUUAGUACCUCAAGCAUUCCUGGAUUUUAAGACUCUACUGGUUAAUGAAUGCAGAAAACAUGGCUGCCUCAAAUUAGCCCAGGCGAGGCAAAUGAUAAAGAUCGAUGUAAAUAAAACAAGGAAAAUUUAUGACUUUCUGGUGGCUGAGGGCCUACUUAACAAAGAACCCUUACCUGCUGCUGGGGAUGGCUAAAUAUUGUAUAACAUACAGCAUUUUGAUAUGAAAACUUAUUUAUUAUUAUUUGUUAUAUUUAUAUGAAUGUUUGUUGUAGUUCUUUAUUAUUCACGGGAUCAUUUAAGAAUAUUCGCAAGUACCUACAAGAGCGGUUUUACAGUUUGUUCAGCAUGUUAAUUAUUUUUUUAUAUAUAAUUCUAAUGUGAAUGAUAAUAAUUGAUGCAUUGAUGAAUAAUAAUAAUAAUUAAUCACAUGCCAUGUGAUCCAAGUGAAAA
Messenger RNA from Lingula anatina, 1788 nucleotides. Its product is annotated as transcriptional adapter 2-alpha. Gene Ontology annotation, molecular function: chromatin binding; protein binding; transcription coactivator activity. Gene Ontology annotation, biological process: regulation of transcription by RNA polymerase II; chromatin remodeling. The record is from RefSeq and is a predicted model, not a curated record. Gene Ontology annotation, cellular component: nucleus; SAGA-type complex. NCBI's taxonomy places the organism in Eukaryota, Metazoa, Brachiopoda, Lingulata, Lingulida, Lingulidae.